AGAGAGUCGGUUCGGGUAUGAAAAUGUUAACGUAGCAGUGUAUGUGAUAAUGCAGAUGCGAAUGUUUCACUGCUGCAGAAUGUGUGAAUUCAUUCAGGAAUGUAAAUAUUAAAGCAGCGGCCAUGUGUGUUAAUGCAGCAGUGAGUGUUAAUUAAGGUCGCCGCUCUGGCCGCCGGCUCGCGUUGCCACAGUAACCGGUGAGUGAGUUGGAAUGCUGUAGCGCUACCGCAGUGAUCAGUGAGGGGGAUGGCGCGAUUCCGCUCGGCCUCAUCCGACAUCGGCAUCAUGAUCGACAUGGACUCUGACUCACCACAGCACACUGGACAGGGACAUGUUGCUCGCGCGAGCUCCUGAUCCCGAUUAGGACUGCGCACACGCGUUUCCCAUCGCCUAAUCAGGAACAGAGGGAACGAAGCAAAGUGCUGCAUCUCAUUGUCUUCUGAAUAGUCACAGUUCCAUACUCGAUGGACAUAAAAUGUGUUUUGUCAAUCCUCUUUAACUGUUGGCAAAAGCAGACACGUUCCAGGAUGCUUUUACCUAGACUACAAUUCAUUUCUGCCACUUCACGUAUUACUCAUGGAUGACCAGUGAGCAGCGGCUUUGUCUCAGGUUUCUGAACUAGAAUGAAUUUACAGCGGCAAUUUAGCGACGGCCCAUGAACAUUUCAUUAGCACCUCUUCCAUAACAAGUAUUUCAUUUACUGCUUGUCAUUAUGUUCAUGACUCUAAGCAAGUCUAAAAACAAAACACCUCAGUAUAUAUCUGUAUAAGUAUUAUGCAUGGAAGGUCUGAUUUGCAUGUGCUACUGUGAAUAUGUGUAAUUGUAAUACUGUUUUUCAGGCCUUCAGUGUUUAAAUGAUUUAUAGGUUCCACUGUUUACAACAAGCUAUUUUUCUGUCUUCAACUGACAACAUCAGAGCAGCAUAAAUGCUGUAUUAAAAAUGAGGACCUGCUGUUAACACACAAUCUGACAAAAAAGAGACAAAACACCAAUUAGAAAAAGAGAAAACAACAUUUUACUAGGUAGUAAGAUACUGCUCUUUUGUAACGUUUUGGAAAUUUCCAUUAAGCUCCCCGCUUCCCGCUCUCAGGAUGAGUAACAAGUCAGACUCGGAAGGUGUAGUCUACACGGUGGAAGAACUAGAAUGCAAGAUAUGCUAUAGCCGCUACGAUGCACGAGCUCGCAAGCCAAAGUUACUGGCGUGCCUGCACCGUGUCUGCGCUCGCUGCCUGAAGAAGAUGGCUGAGAUGGAAUCAUCACCUGGCACUGUCAGCUGUCCAUUCUGCCGCCAUCAGACGCAUGUGCCUGAUGAGGAAAUCUGGCUCCUGCAGGAUGACAGUAACAUCCUGGCCAUCCUCUCUUACCAGGAGCGAGUGAGGAAGAGCGGCUCGAUGCCUGUGGGUGAGGUUCUUCUCACCCCAAACAGUCUAAAUGGGGGAGAGAUAGGAACAAGUGGAGAAGGAGGAGGAGAGCAGGCCCACAGUUCCUCAGACUGCCUGGUCAUCACCAUCAUGGAGGUUCCAGGCGAGUCCACUUCACCCGACUCCACUGGCAUGCUGAACAUGGUGCGUCUGUAUCGGCCGGCUAGUUUGGACUCGCUGCCGUGUCACGUGCCUGUGCAGAAGUGGCGUGCGUGGACAUCGCGCUCUGUGCCACGUUUUGUCAUGGGCUUCCUCUGCCUGCUCUACUUCAGCUCGCUGCCCCUGGGCAUCUAUCUGCUCAUGAUUCAGCAACUCACACUGGGAGUGAUCCUAGUCAGCCUGGUGCCCUCCACCCUCGUCCUCUGCGUGUUCUACGGCUUCUGUCAGUGCCUGUGCCAUGAGAUCAUGGAGGCCAUGGCUACAUAGACACUUCGUAGAUUGUGUGUGAUUUGUCAGUCUUUAGACAGUGUGAACCAAGCCAAAAUCAUUGAUCUGUUCAUUCUGCUCUUGACUGCUCAUCUACUGUUGCACUGGAAUAUACCAGCAUUUAGAAGUGAACUUUCAACCAUCUUCAGUUCAUAUGAAGGGCAAUACAUACAUUUGAACGAGCAGUUACAUCCUACAAUCCAGUGCAGGUUGUUUGCAUUGAGCUACGGCUGCCUCAAUUUGCUGUUGAUUUGUUUGUUUCUUUGUUUGUUUUUAUUCUGUACCUGUUAGCUCAGGCUUAACAUGACUGUGAUCCUUUUACAUAACACUAAUAAGGGAAUGAGAUUCAUAUCUAACAUGGAAAUUAUGGACUUAGUUCCAUAACGUGAAAUAUGUCCUUCCUACUUUUGACAAUCCAUUUGUUGUGUAACUUUAAAAUAGUCUCCAUAUACUUGUCAAAGUUCCUAGUUGCCUUUGUAAGGCAUGCAAAUUCCCAAGCUAUAUUUUAAUGUUGUAUAUAUGAAAUAAUGUGUUUGUCAUUGCUAUGAGAAUGAACAAAUGCCUUCAGAUCAUCCAAACUGUUAAUAGAUAUUCAAUAAAGAUUGGAAACACAAUCAAAGGGACGUCAUUUAAUGACAUUUUAAGUCAUCAGGUGGCUAGACGCAGACCGGACUCUGCAAAGUAUUUUGGUGAAUUGAGUUCUUGAAAAAAUACUGCAGCAGAGCUGAUCAACAUAAACUGCAAAAAUAAAACCUUCCAGUUGUUCAGUUACUUUACAUUUCCACCUCUGCUUGUGUAGAAUUCCUCUGCUACAGCAUAGCCAAUCAUAUACUAUAUAAUUAUCAAUUAUUUUGUUUAGGAUCCAGAGACCAGCUAAAGGGCAAGAAAUAUUAAGUCAGAAAGGGGAGAGAUUUCAUAUUUUCUUAAAAGAUAACAACAAAAACAAUGAUUAAAGACCAAUGGAAAAAGAAGUAUGAGUUUAUUCCCCUAUGUAAAAUCCGAAACUGAUGUCUCAUCUGUUCAGAGGUGAUAACGCUGGUCAAACAUGGUAACAUGAAGCACCAUUAAGAAACAACACAUAACCAGGUGACAGAUGUUGCUAUUCAGCCGUGUUAGUUGCUAAACUUUUCUAAUCAAAAAUUUUUUGUAAUGUGACCUUUACUGAUUUUACUCGAGUACUAAAACUGAGACUGAGUAUUGUAUAAUCUGAGAAUGAUGUAA
Molecule: messenger RNA, 3068 nt
Organism: Hemibagrus wyckioides
Lineage: Eukaryota; Metazoa; Chordata; Actinopteri; Siluriformes; Bagridae
Product: E3 ubiquitin-protein ligase RNF182
Exons: 3
Coding region: 1092-1847 (251 amino acids)
Source: RefSeq, a predicted model, not a curated record